AUGGAGAACCAAUAGUAAUAAACAGAAUUGAAAGAGACUCAAGUAUUGAAGGAAAUUUAAGCAGAUACUUAGUAAAAAUCAGAAAUUAAGACUGAAAAGUUAGAAGCUCAAAAUUAGCAAUUGUCUGAGUCUGAAAGUAAAUCAGAAGAUCAUUCUGUUUUACUUAGCAAAAGUCACCAAUAUUUAAAUAGAAGAGUUGAGUGCCAAAGUUUCUAUGGAACAAUUAAAUACAGCGGACCUCUUUUACAUGAAGGAAGACCUGCAAAUAGCGAAAAUUAACUAUGGUUUGGAGUAGAAUGGGAUGAUGAAACUAGAGGAAGACAUAAUGGAACUGUAAAAGGAACUUAAUAUUUUUAAACAAAAGAUGAUAAAAACUCAGGAACUCUAGUAAAAUAUGAAAAAGUUAGCAUUGGUAUUGAUAUUUUAGAUGGUAUAUUAGCUAAAUACUUUAAAGAAAAUAUUCCUUAAAACCUCAAAUAGCAAAUACAAGAUUAAGUUGAUAGAAAGUAUAAAAAGCAGGUGCUAAAAACUGAAGUUGAGAACCUUCCGGACUCAGUAUAAUAAGAAAUAAAUUCUGAGAAGCUGAAAGAGGAGGAAGAGUAAAAGCGUGGUGAAGAAUAAAUUAAGAAAGUAAUUUAAGUAGAAAUGGAUGAGGAAGCCUAUUUUGAAACAUUUAAGAAGCAUAAAAAGAUGGUACAAUUUUACGGCUUUGAUAAGAUUUGGAAUAGACUUAAUAAUAUAACUGAGUUGACUGAGAUGUCUUUGUAGGAAGUAUGCAUUUCUGAUUUAGGUCAUUCAAAUUACUUGAGAAGAUUGCUUCCAAAUUUAAAAACACUCUCUUUGGAAAAGAAUUUGCUUUUUGACUGGGAUUAGGUUUUCUAAAUAGGCUACGAAUUAGAAUAAUUAGAGAGUCUUUCUAUCACUAGUAACAAGCUCAUGCCAUUAGAGAGAAAUGUUUCAGAAAGAUAUUCUAAAGAUGUAGAGGAAAAUACUCUUAUGUGCUGGAGUAAUUAUACAAGGAUUAAAGAUGUUACUCCUAUGGGAGUAUUCCAUUCACUCAAAACACUUAUCGUAAUUGAUUGCAAUUUAAAUUGGACAUAAGUAAGUCGUUUCUUGCCUGCUUUCCCAGCUCUAGAAGAGUUGUUUUUAUGCAGAAAUAAUAUGACAGAUUUUGAAAAUUUUACUUACAGAGAUGAAGACUUAAAAAAUUUAACUUUGCUUAAUUUAGAAAACACAGAAUUGGAUAACAUUGAGGGACUUAAAGUUCAUUUAAAUAAACUUUCUAAGCUCUAAAAACUCAUUCUUAACAAGAACAAGUUAACUUAAUUGGGUAAUCUUGAAGUCUAUGAAAGCAUCACUCACAUAUCUUUAGAGUCUAACCUGAUUGAAGAUCCAAUUAUUUUUACCUAGCUAUCUAAAUUUCCCAACCUAACUUAUUUAAAUAUUAAGCAUAAUCCUAUUGGUGAUAAGUGUGGAAAAUCUUAUGUCCGCCAAAGAGCUGUUGCAGAAUGCCCAAAUCUCAAUAUAAUUAAUGGUUCAAAUCUAAAGAAAUACGAAAGAAAGGACUGUGAAAUUUUCUACUUGAGAAGAACUUUUGAUGACUAUUUUAACCUAACUGGAUAAGUUUAUUACAAGUAUAAUCUUUAGUAAUUCCUUGAAUGGGCUGCUAAGGAGCAUCCAAACCACGGUAAACUAUUACAUAAGUAUGGUAACCCUUACGAGUAAUAGCCAGAAGAACCUAAAAAUAUUACAGAAGACUCAGCCCCUAAAAAUGUCAUGGUUUAGUUAAAUCUUAUAGCUGCAGCAGGACCUCAACUAGGAAAACCUAAUAAAAGCAAAAAAUUCCCUGAUAACACAUCCAUUUUAAGCUUAAAAAAUGUUUUAAGCAAGUUAUACGGUAUUCCAAACGACAAGCUAAUUUUAAAAUACAGAGUUAACUAGCAUGAUCCAAAUGAAAUCUUAGAUGAAGAUCAUAAAACUUUAGGUUUCUAUGGAAUUAAAGAUAAUUCAACUCUAAUAGUCGAUUAAUUAGAUUGA
Molecule: messenger RNA, 2037 nt
Organism: Tetrahymena thermophila SB210
Lineage: Eukaryota; Ciliophora; Oligohymenophorea; Hymenostomatida; Tetrahymenidae
Product: CAP-gly domain protein
Exons: 2
Molecular function (GO): protein binding
Source: RefSeq, a predicted model, not a curated record